AUGAAGGAUAGGUCGAACAAUUUUGUUGACUCCACCGAUACCUACAACACCACUAUCCUCCACGUCCCUAGCAUUAAGCUGGUGGUAGCAGGGGAUAUUGUGUACGGAGAUGUGCAUCAGUUCUUUGGAGAAGCCAACACAACCGAGAAGAGACAGGAAUGGCUUCGUACGCUGGAUAAAAUUGAAUCCCUUCAGCCGCAUACCGUCAUCGCAGAUCAUAAACGGGCGGGUACAGUCGAUGGGCUGUUCAACUUGGACAAGACCCGGCAGUAUAUUUUGGAUUUUGAAAAGGCAGUUGAGUCGUCAUCGGGAUGGGAAGAGCUUUGGACAAAGGUGCAAAUGCAGUACCACGCGAUUAUCAGAGGGGCACUAGCGGCUUUCCCGGAAAGCAAGCCUGCCUAG
This is a messenger RNA of Aspergillus steynii IBT 23096, 402 nucleotides long. RefSeq lists its product as uncharacterized. The transcript has 2 exons. The coding region runs from base 1 to 402 and encodes 133 amino acids. Lineage: Eukaryota; Fungi; Ascomycota; Eurotiomycetes; Eurotiales; Aspergillaceae. The record is from RefSeq and is a predicted model, not a curated record.